Lampris incognitus (smalleye Pacific opah) is the source of this 3172-nucleotide messenger RNA. It is a transcript of the gene gsk3ba, whose product is annotated as glycogen synthase kinase 3 beta, genome duplicate a. The record is from RefSeq and is a predicted model, not a curated record. Lineage: Eukaryota; Metazoa; Chordata; Actinopteri; Lampriformes; Lampridae. Gene Ontology annotation, biological process: negative regulation of canonical Wnt signaling pathway; protein phosphorylation; insulin receptor signaling pathway. Gene Ontology annotation, cellular component: beta-catenin destruction complex; nucleus; cytosol. The transcript is spliced from 11 exons. Gene Ontology annotation, molecular function: tau-protein kinase activity; protein serine/threonine kinase activity; ATP binding. The coding region runs from base 1013 to 2293 and encodes 426 amino acids.
GCUACGCCUACUUUUAGACGACGUGCGUUCGGAUUGGCUGACUCGGCCAUCCCGGAUUCACCCCUGCGCGUCCACAGCUGUCCUAUUCUCGACGCGCGGCUAGUGUUGCGGCGUAACUCGGCCGCCGGGCGACGAGGGGAACGGAGCCGCGGCCGACUGCUUACGCGGGCGGCGUAACAAACGUGCGUAGCGACAAAGACGGCGAGCCGAAGACCUAUGGGGAAGGAAUAAAAAGGAAAUUCAGAAUCGUCGCACCCGUCCCAAAGACCGUCAUUUCUCGAAGCGCGCCUUAGCUCGCCGAGGGCCCCCCUUUCUGGAAGAGCGGAAUUCGACGGCGGCGAGAGCGGGAUUUCAGCCGUGCCGAGAGAACCUGGAAAUCGUCGGCGGCUGAGGAUUGAGCAAUUGGCAGAUUUUUCCCCCUGAAUCGUCAGCAGGCUAGGGUAUAGCGAGGGAGCCGCCAUGGCAGUCGGAUCGCUGAGCCUCCACAUCGGGAUAUGAAGAGGAACCGCACAGCCCCGAAUCCUUGAGGGAAGAAAAAAACCAAAACCCCCCCGCACACAGAAAUCUGACCCACGCAGGAUCGGUUUGUUUUAAUUGUGUAUCUCACGCCGGUCUCACAAUUGUGCCCACCAUCCGCGUCGAGGCAGCAAUCGCCAGCGGUUUUAUUCCGGGGGAGCCGAGGGGAGAGUCCAGAUCCAUGACUAUUUUAGUCCAAGACGCGUCUCCGAAGGCCUGCUGAGAGAAAACGAGGAACGUAAAGGAGAAACGAUGCUCUGAUCGGAGCGCCGCUGGCAAAAGAAAGGGUAGUCGUGUGUGUGUGUGUGUGUGUGUAGACGGGUGGGACGAUCCGCCGUUAGAGACCGUGGAUACGAGGGAGCCGUUUUCUUCCCGGUGAAUUACACCGAAUCCCAGGACUGUCAUCCGCUUUGGAUGAAAAGGUUCGGCGAGAUUUUCCAGCCUUGCCACUUUAGCGAGUUACGGUCUCUUAACCGAGAGAACCCGAGGGGAUUGGAUGAUGUCGGGUCGGCCCAGAACCACCUCCUUCGCGGAGAGCUGCAAACCAGUGCCGCAGCCAUCGGCGUUCGGCAGCAUGAAAGUCAGCAGGGAUAAGGAUGGCAGCAAGGUAACGACGGUCAUGGCCACCCCAGGCCAAGGCCCCGACAGGCCACAGGAGGUGAGCUACACAGACACCAAGGUGAUCGGCAACGGCUCAUUCGGCGUGGUGUACCAGGCAAAGCUCUGUGACUCCGGCGAGCUGGUGGCCAUCAAGAAGGUCCUGCAGGACAAGAGGUUUAAGAACCGCGAGCUGCAGAUCAUGAGGAAGUUGGACCACUGCAACAUAGUCCGCCUCCGCUACUUCUUCUACUCCAGUGGAGAUAAGAAAGAUGAGGUGUAUCUAAAUUUGGUUCUGGACUAUGUCCCUGAGACGGUCUACAGAGUGGCCAGACAUUACAGCCGAGCCAAACAAACCCUUCCUAUGGUCUAUGUCAAGUUGUACAUGUAUCAGCUGUUUAGGAGCCUGGCCUACAUCCAUUCGUUUGGGAUCUGCCAUCGGGACAUCAAGCCUCAGAACCUGCUGCUCGAUCCGGAGACCGCGGUGCUCAAACUCUGUGACUUCGGCAGUGCGAAACAGCUGGUCCGUGGAGAACCCAACGUGUCCUACAUCUGCUCUCGCUACUACCGAGCCCCUGAGCUCAUCUUUGGUGCCACCGACUACACCUCCAGCAUAGAUGUGUGGUCAGCUGGCUGUGUGCUUGCAGAGCUGUUGCUAGGACAACCAAUCUUCCCUGGCGACAGUGGAGUGGAUCAAUUGGUCGAAAUUAUCAAGGUUCUUGGUACGCCUACUCGAGAGCAGAUUCGAGAGAUGAACCCAAACUACACAGAGUUUAAAUUCCCCCAGAUCAAGGCACACCCUUGGACUAAGGUGAGUCAACAGGUGUUCCGGCCGCGCACUCCCCCCGAGGCCAUCGCGCUGUGUUCUCGCCUGCUAGAGUACACGCCUACAGCCCGCCUCACCCCGCUGGAGGCAUGCGCUCAUUCCUUCUUUGACGAGCUGCGUGACCCCAACGUCAAACUGCCCAAUGGGAGAGAGAAGCCCUCCCUCUUCAACUUCACCACCCAGGAGCUGUCCAGUAAUCCCUCCCUGGCCUCCAUCCUCAUCCCUGCCCAUGCCCGCAGCCAGGCGGCAGCUUCCACCCCAACCAACACCUCUGCCACUACAGAUGGUAGCACCACAGAGCGAGGCCCCAGUACCAACACUGCCUCUGCAUCUGCCUCCAACUCCACCUCCUGAACCCUCAUGUGAUCUCCUCCACCUCAGCCCCAGCCCACGGCCCCUCCAUCGCCCCGGCCAGGGGGUGAGCUCUGUUCUACUCCGCUCCCUCCUACUCUUCUCAACUCUACUCAACUCAACUCGACUCUUAUUUUACUCCACCCACGACUGCAGCGGAGGGGUGCUGACAGAGCUGGGGUUCGACAGCUGGCAAACAGUCCUUCAGCACGACCACAACAACAAACUACCCCCAUCUGCCUCUCUUGUCUCCCAACUGGCCCCCUGCCCGGCUGUUUGAAUUCAACUCCAUGCUUCGUCGAAGACAUCUGUCCCUGUGUCAUCGGCAUGGAGGCCAAGUGCGGGGGCAGAGGAGAGGCCGUCGACUGUACUCUUUAUGAAAGUACACUGUACAUGUAUACACAAUGCUAGCCUGCUAAUGUUUGUGAGAGGAUGUAUUGUAAAGAAAAAAAAAAGGUCAUAAGUCCCAAGCUGGUCCCCUUCACCCUUCUAUAUUUAACUAAUAACUAUCUGGCCUGGUCUUACCGUCUCCACCACCCCAUAGUUCCUAUUUCCCUAUUCCCUCAUUUGCCCCCCCCCCGCAUCCCUGUGUACCCCUGGCCGGUGCCCCUCCCUGGUUCCUCCUGUAGUGCAUGGCCUGAGUAUGGAUAGGAUCGCCCAGGGUCCCCCCACCAUCCAAAUGUUCACCCACGACAUUGACUUCCAGUCGCGCUGACUAGGCAUGAGGCUCACGCACACAUAUACAUACGCCUGCGAGUGCGCGCGCACACACACACACACACACACACACACACACACACACACAUAAACACACAAGCUGACCUACUCACAUGCGCAAAUUCUCACACACGAAUGCAUGAUGAUUUUGAUAUAUGUGGAAAG